ACUGUUCGUCCGUAUGUAAACACAGGGAAGUCAUUACCAGCUGAUUGCGGGGUGGCGGUGUUCGUUCACCCUGUUUUGGUAGCUUAAAAUAAAAAGAAGAAAAACAGUUAAGAAAGAGUAAAGAAGGUGAAGAAGAACACUCUCUUCGACGUGUAUUAUGGAUGAGUUAGGAGACCGGAAUGGCUAUUUGGAACUAUCAAGUCAUCCUAUAAGGUUCGAGCCCGUGAGCAAAGUGACGAAUGUUUUCUUUGAUGAUACGAGUAAGGAGGUUUUGAGUGUCAGGGCUGGUGGCACUUUAGGUGUGGUGGUGAGGGGUGUUGGGCGUGAUCACACAUUUCGCAUGGAAGAUCGUGGGACGAUCUCAUCCCUCAAAUUUUCACCUGACCACACAGUUCUUGCAGUACAACGCAACAAGAAUUCAGUGGAGUUAUUAAGUUAUAAUGAUGGAGAAAUUGGCCCAGGAUGUGUACAAGAAUGCAGAGCAAAAGGAGCAAACCUUCUUGGUUUUAUAUGGACGAAUAAUGAUGAUUUGGUGUUAGUUACGAACAGUGGAGUUGAGUUCUAUCAGAUUCAGUCCCCACCACCUGAGGACCAAGCAGACAUCAGCAGUUAUGUCAUGAGUCUUCUCCCUGGCUGUUCCUGUGUGCAAGGUGGUGUUGAGCUGCCACCUUCCUCCCUUCAGGUAUGGUGGGUGAUGCGUUUGAAGAUCCAUACUUGGAACUCAUUAGAUCUCUCGAGUCUUAUUGAUGUGCUCUCUAUUGGAGAGAGUUAUCUCUGCUCAUCAGAGAAGAGAUUGAUCUACUGCUCUCUUUGCUCUGGAAAGGAAGAAACUCGUUUGAUUGUCAAAGAUAGAGAGUACGAGUUUUGUGCUUCUGCAUAUUGCUCAUCGUAUAAGGAGCUCGUAGUCUCAGGAUCUCGAUGCCCAGGUACUCGUCCAGUCACUCGAGGCAGUCAGUGCGUCAUCGAUCGAGUCAUAUGCAGAGCGUCAGUCUCAGUGCGGGCGGAUCGUUGCUGGUCAUUGCAGUGCUCGUUCAUGAGUCAUCGAGUCAGUCAUGCUCGUCGGAUGCAUCGUGCUACUCUAGCAAGAUCGAGAGAUCGAAGGGUCGAGAGUACGUCGAGAGGAGAUCUAGAGAGGAUUCAGUCGUUCAGAGAUCAGAAGAGUCGGCAUCGGAGUCUAUUGCGGAAAGAGGAGUUGCGUAAGGUUACGGAGCCACACUCAGGGGAAGCUACAACAUUCCAUGCUCUGGUUUGUAAUGGGGCACUGAGGUGUUUGCAUCUGUUGCUGUGGUAUUCGGGCGGCGCGACCAAACCGAACCUCAAGACCAACUUUCACGUUCAAAGUGAGAGUCAGAAAAGCCUGCGUGAGGUCAUAAGCAAGAGAGGUGUCAUUGUGGAAGAAUGUAAGAGUCAGUUGGUUGACUCGUUACUGUCUAGGAGGAAGCAGGAGUACAGGGGCCCAACUAAUGUGACUGUCAUAGAGUACUAUGCAGAUGUAAUCACGAGACUGUAUGAUAUAAUCAAGAGCGUUGUGUUGGUCAUUGAGAUGAUGUCAGCUGUGUGUACUUUCAUGUUGAUGUCGCGAGCCAUCCCUCCCUCUGUGUCCUCAAAACUGGUUGUAGGAGUGGUUAUAGAGUACAUCCGGUCACUGGGCGCGGUAGGAGUAACUGUGCAGCAUUUCCUUUAUGAACUGGUUAUAAAUGCACUUGUCAGAUCCAGGCAAUUUUACCAGCUCCAUCAACUUCUUCAGUAUCAUGUUUUGGCUGAUUCAAAGCCCCUGGCCUGUUUACUCUUGUCUCUUGUGAGUGUUUACUCAGCUGGCAAACAACUCAGCCUUGACAUGCUUUGCCGCUUAAACACAGCUCAUGAUGAAAUUAUAGAAGUCCUACUCUCUCAACACCAGGUUAUUCCAGCUCUGAGAUAUGCCCGAAGUGUCGGCCUAGCGGAAACAGUGUCAGCUCGGAAAUUCCUUGAAGCUGCCAUGAUCUGCGGUGACUCAGACGUUUUCUAUUCCACUUUCAAUUUCUUUGGGCUCCGGAAUGCAAAACUUCGUGGAAGUUCAGCUUUUGCCAAAGGGGAACACUGUGAUAUGUAUGUAGAACACUUCAAGAAACUGUUUGGUGAAAUUCCAGAUUAUACAAUACAACAGACCUAGUGAUCCUCUGAAGCUAGUCUAAUGCAUUUCCAAACAUUAAAAAAAAAAAUUACAGAAUUAAUUUUUGUUCAGAAGUGAACAAAAAGGAAGAAUUAUAUUUAAGACGAUUCCCUUGGUGAUAUUUGUUAGAUACAAUCUGAUCCAGUUUCUUAACAAGAGCAAAAUGCAUCAAAUAACCUUCAGUAUUCACAGUGGAGAUGAGAAUUUUGGUUGAAGUAAAAGCAAAGAAAUUGUCUACUCACAGAAAGGUAAGAUUUUCUACUCAGGAAUAUGAAACUCUUAGUACCAAGAAGAUACAAAUUUCUGGUAUUCUCUAAUAAGCCUAAGCUGUUCAGGCCUUGUUGUUUGUAUAUAAGCGUAUGGAUUAUAAUGAGCUAUGGUACUUGCCCAUAUAAUUUGAAAUAUAUAUAUGUAUAUGUAUAUUAAAGAGGCAACAGUGAUUUUAUAGCCCAUUUUUUAAUCCAUGAAAGGGGUCUGUUCAGCUGUGUCUUUAAUGCUUUACUUAAUCUAGUGUUUUUAAAAAGUGAGAUUCAUACUAUUCCUUUCUUUAGACAGUUUGUAGUCAUUCAUAAUAAAUAUAUAUAUAUAUAUACAUAUAUGUAUGCAUAUGAGAGAAUAUUGUCAGUCAUUGUAAACAAAUUUAUUUGUAUACAUCUAUAUUAUUAUUAAAAUAUGAUGUUGAUACUGCUUA
Molecule: messenger RNA, 2843 nt
Organism: Penaeus vannamei (Pacific white shrimp)
Lineage: Eukaryota; Metazoa; Arthropoda; Malacostraca; Decapoda; Penaeidae
Source: RefSeq, a predicted model, not a curated record